This is a messenger RNA of Phialemonium atrogriseum, 614 nucleotides long. RefSeq lists its product as uncharacterized. The coding region runs from base 204 to 518 and encodes 104 amino acids. The record is from RefSeq and is a predicted model, not a curated record. The transcript has a single exon. NCBI's taxonomy places the organism in Eukaryota, Fungi, Ascomycota, Sordariomycetes, Cephalothecales, Cephalothecaceae.
GGCACACAGAACAUCCUUGUCGACGACGAAUUCAACUUCCAGGCGAUCAUCGACUGGGAGUUCACCCAAACCGCGCCGUGGCAGGUCUACCACUACCCGAUGCCCUUUCCGCUGCUGGGGUCGGACGCGGAGAUCAAAGACAUCCUCCAAAUCCCGAUCACCGUGCGUAUAGGAACGUGUUGCGGCAGGAGCCUGCUCAAAAAAUGUACGCCCAGAAGUUCCGAGACGCCGAGAUAGAACUUCGGAAGAAGGGGCGGUCUCUCGGAGGCUCAAUCGCCGAAGUGCUAGAUAGCCCGGCGUCGAGGAUAUGUGCCUGCUUCACGAAGCUUGGCGGCUUGCCAGAGGCAGAUGGGGGCCUGGUCCACCAGAUGGUGCGGCUCGCCUUUGACUUGGGCGCUGAAGGGACAGAACGGUAUCUCUGUGAGAUGGAGGGUAAGCUGAAACGACUAGACAAGGUGGGAGGUAUCUGGGCAGGUCACGGGUGCCUCGAUAAUGCCAGGCCACCUAGCGCUGCUUAGAAGAAGAGAAGUAAAUCUUCAGAUCUUCGUCGAGGUUAGCUUCGCAAAGAUGAUGCCAAAGCUCCCGGGAGGUUCACCAAAGAGGACCGCGCAAAU